AUGGAAAGCAAUGCUGGUACGUUGAAACAAGAAAUUGUAACGAUGGAAAUAGAGAACGAAGGGUUUGGUGAAGAUGAAAUUGACUUGUGUUAUGAGUUUGAUGCUCCUUGUUUCUUUGAUUUCACUGCACGAGAAACUCUGCUUCAGUCUCUCCAAGCUGAACGGUGGUUCAAUACUGCAACAACAUACGAUCAUUCCCCUGUUGUGGCAAAUCUAUUGAUGACAGAGGAGGUUCCGGUAACAAAAAAUACAACCAUUGUUCAUCAUCCCAAACCUAAUUUUCUUCAGCAUUUUGGGAUGACAUUUAACAGCAACAAAAUUGGCCAAGGUUUCAACUCUAAAACUAAAUCUACUGUGAUGAAGGGUCUAUCAACGCUGAUGAAACCUACUGCUAGUCAGUUGGCUAAGCAAAAUCGGCCCCUUCAAUUUGUUGGUUCAAGGUUUCAGAAGAUACAAGCUCUUAAAAAGAAGAUAAAUGUAGCUAACUCUACUGUGGUAGAGAGUCAAUCUGCCAAACGGCAGAAGUUAGAGGGUGGUCUCUUGCGCAAGGUUGGUGAUGUGAAGCAGCAACCUAAUUUUGUCCACAAGGCACCUAAGAAGAUUGUAACUUCUGAUCAAAACUGUGGACAUUCCAAGCUUAAUGCUACUCUUCCUAGAGUGUCUGGCCUAGAAACAUCUUAUACAUCACAAAGGAUUAGACCCAAAAAUGGUGCAGAAGCAGAACUCACGACACGGGCUGUACACAAGUUCAAAGCACGGCCGUUAAACAGAAAAAUUCUUGAUGCUCCUUCAUUACCAAUUCCCAAAAGGACCCCUUUCCGGUUGCCAGAAUUUCAAGAAUUUCACCUCAAAACAUCGGAGAGGGCCGUGCAUCACAAAUCUUCUACUUCAUUAUCUACACUUCCAUGCAAAGAUUCUGAUCAGAAUUUGGACAAACAUGCUACUGCUUCUGCUCCACAAAAUAGAAUUUGGAAUUUGAGAAGACCAUCUGUGAUGGAUGCUCCAAAGAAAAGUGUAUUGGACAGUAGGCAUGAAUUUAAAGCUCGGCCAUUUAAUAAGAAGAUACUUUCAAGUAAAGGAGAUAUUGGUGUUUUCCGCAACAUUAAGCAGGAAGCCACUGUGCCUAUGGAAUUUAAUUUUCGUACAGAAAAGAGGCUUCAGCAUAACCCACCAACGGAUCUCUUUAGUAAGCAGUUGUCACUAAGUGGAGACAAGCCAACUAUGUUCAGCAAGGAUUCAAAAGAAAAUAUGGGAACUUUUCAUCUGGCCCAAAAGGUAAAACCUUUUAUAUUUGGAGAGAAGAAAAUUCAUAGUGGGAGCGAGGGUUGCAUCAGUGGAGCUGGUACAGUAUUGAAUGCAAGGAGCUUGGGAAUGCGGUAA
Molecule: messenger RNA, 1380 nt
Organism: Vicia faba (fava bean)
Lineage: Eukaryota; Viridiplantae; Streptophyta; Magnoliopsida; Fabales; Fabaceae
Source: the annotation of a GenBank genome assembly